Trypanosoma theileri is the source of this 1197-nucleotide messenger RNA. Its product is annotated as putative phosphonopyruvate decarboxylase. Gene Ontology annotation, biological process: organic phosphonate biosynthetic process. The transcript has a single exon. Lineage: Eukaryota; Euglenozoa; Kinetoplastea; Trypanosomatida; Trypanosomatidae. The coding region runs from base 1 to 1197 and encodes 398 amino acids. The record is from RefSeq and is a predicted model, not a curated record. Gene Ontology annotation, molecular function: phosphonopyruvate decarboxylase activity; thiamine pyrophosphate binding.
AUGGGAAAAUUAGCUCCAGAAGUGUUUUUUAGAGCUUUAAAGCAACGUGGAUCUAAACGUUUCUUUGGAGUUCCGGAUUCACUCUUGAAGGAUUUCUGUGCCUUCGUAACGGAUCACACACACCCCUUUGAACACGUCAUUACGGCAAAUGAAGGUAAUGCUGUAGCCAUGGCAACUGGACACCAUCUAGCUACAGGGGAAUUCCCCGUUGUCUAUAUGCAAAAUAGUGGAUUGGGAAAUACAAUAAAUCCACUCCUUAGCCUUACACACUCGGAUGUUUAUGGUAUUCCAUUAUUAAUGAUUAUUGGUUGGCGAGGGGCACCAGGUGUAAAGGAUGAACCGCAGCAUGUAGCUCAAGGUAGAUUAAAUGAAGAUCUUUUACGUACUACAGAAGUUCCCUUCUCUGUUUUAACUGCAGAUUGUGAUGAUGUGGAAGCAUCUAUGCAGAAUGCACUGGAUACAGCUUUUAAUCAUAUGCAAACUGCAAAAACACCUUAUGCUUUAUUGGUACGUCCAGGAGUAUUUAGUAAAUAUCAAUUACAAAGUAAUCAAGAAGAAGUAAAAGGAAUUCCAAUGUCUCGUGAAGAGGCUAUUGAACAAGUAUUACGACAACUUAAUCAUAAAGAUAUUGUGGUAAGUACAACUGGAAUGCCUUCACGAGAAGUUUUUGAAGUACGUGAACGUACUGGAGUUGGACAUGCUCAUGAUUUUCUUACUGUGGGUAGUAUGGGUCAUUGUUCAUCUAUUGCGGCCGGUAUAGCUUUAGCAAAACCAGAAAGACAAGUCUAUUGUUUUGAUGGUGAUGGUGCAGCUAUUAUGCAUAUGGGUUCUCUUGCCGUUAUUGGUGGUACCGCCGCUAUUAAAUCUAUCCAUACAAACGAACCAAAUCCUUUACAAAACUACAAACAUGUGGUAUUCAAUAAUGGAGCGCAUGACUCUGUAGGAGGUCAACCUACUGCUGGCUUUGAUAUAUCUCUUACACAAGUUGCUAAAGCGUGUGGGUUUAAAAUUAUUCGGGAGGAACCUGUAAUGAAUAUGGGUGAAUUGGUGGAGGCUGUAGGGGAAUUGAAAGAGAGUGCGGGGCCAGCAUUCUUGGAAAUAAUUGUGCGAAAGGGUAAUCGUCCAGAUCUCGGUCGUCCGACUACCACACCAAAGGAGAAUAAGAAGGCCUUUAUGGAUUUCUUGAACCAGAAUUAA